Messenger RNA from Pungitius pungitius (ninespine stickleback), 2780 nucleotides. RefSeq names its product telomeric repeat binding factor a (gene terf2). NCBI's taxonomy places the organism in Eukaryota, Metazoa, Chordata, Actinopteri, Perciformes, Gasterosteidae. The transcript has 13 exons. Bases 27 to 1958 code for a protein of 643 amino acids. Gene Ontology annotation, biological process: telomeric D-loop disassembly; negative regulation of telomeric D-loop disassembly; regulation of telomere maintenance via telomerase. The record is from RefSeq and is a predicted model, not a curated record. Gene Ontology annotation, cellular component: shelterin complex; nucleus; chromosome, telomeric region. Gene Ontology annotation, molecular function: telomerase activity; double-stranded telomeric DNA binding; protein homodimerization activity.
CUCCAACUUCCGUUGAUGGUGUAAAUAUGGCGGCAAAUGAAACUGAAGUCAACAACAUUGCUGCAGUGGAAGCUACUGUUAACCGCUGGAUAGUGGACUACUAUUCACAUCUAGCGUUAGAUUUUUUUAAAAACAAGAAGUACGCAGAGUUCUGUGGUAUUCGAGAUGUACUUCAGAGUGUCCUGGUCCGUCCUCUGGAAUCCUCUGACGGAACUCAAAUUAAAAUUAGGAUUUUGCAGUUCCUUUCCCGGAUAAGUGAUGGGGAACAUCUUGACCUAACAUUUGAGUCCGAUGAGUCACUUACUCCUCUGGAAUCCGCCUUAAUGGUCCUGGAAACUAUAAUGCAGGAAUGCAUAACGUCAUUGCUAGAGCAAGAUUUCGAGAGAGUAUGCACUUCGUUAAAAGAGAUGAUUGUGGGGCUGUUUAUUAAGAACAAAGAGUUUGACCAAGCAAACAAAGUUCUGAAAAAACACUUCCCCAAAUCAAUGGUUGGCAAGAAAGCUAUAUUCAUGGGUCUCAUCAACAAGAAAAGCAACGUGCACGAAGUCAUCGAGCAAAUCGACUUUCAGCAGUUCAUGGAUGAAAUGUUUGCCUUCUGCCAGAAGCUCUGCCCACUCAAUCUUCCGUUUCUCAACAAGGCUGCAACACAGCUUCUGGAUAAAAGACUCUCGGAGCAAGUCGUUGAUGCCGCUGGGUCCGAUGAGCGAGACGAGGCCCUUCCUUCCUCCAGUCAACAAACAAACCCCGCCCAGUUUGUGUCACGUAAACCUGCGAUAAUCCAGAGGUCCAGGCUGGAGAUGGCCUACAAGGCUUUGGCUGCAGGUUCUGGUGAGAGGACAUUUGCUCAGCUGGAGGAAGAAGUGGCGGAGGAACAGCAGGCGAGAAUCAACGAUCUUUCACAGUGCCUCUCGCCUGCCCCCAAGAAGGCCGCUGUUUUGGACUCUGAGUCGGACGCGCUGUUUCAGAGAGACUCAGGAAGCCCCAUGGAGGCUUCCCCAGCCGACCAACCCCAACAAACGGAUGCCGUUCCUCAAACGGAGUCUGGUUGUCUCUCAAAAGGCCCACCGGUGCUGCGAAAGAGGCCCAUCCACAGCGUGGCGCGCCUGGUGGUCGAGCCGGACAGCCAGGCGAGCUCGCAGUGCACGGCGGCCUCUUCGGGACCAGAGCCUGACGCCAGGCGAGAAGGGCCGCCGCAGUCCCCGGCUACUCAAAGGGAAAACGACUCGCUGAGCCUGGAAGCGGGUAGCGAUGUUUCUGUACCCGUGCGGAAGCUCCGUCGACGAGCCAACAAAUUUUGCAACAGCGCCUCGAUUAUUUUGUCCCAGUCGUCUGAAGACGAUGACCCACCUGGCUCUGCGGCCAAGCGGGACAAUCCUGUGGGAAAACCAUACAACCAGUCCAACAGUUUACUCUGCAAUAAUUCCACUGAGUCCGAGCAGCCAGCGUCGGACAGUGGGGACGACCCACAGCAGGCCCCGGCUCCCAAGAACCCCCCGGUGCAGAAACGUCGCAGGCAACUUCUCAGCAAGGUUCCAGACGAGGUCUGUAUCGUGGACUCUAUGGACAGCUCACCCGAACCGUUGGGUGUUCAGACCGUGCCUCAAAGGAGCUCUACUCCUACCAAGGACUUUGCUCCAGACAAACAGCCGUGCCAAUCAAAAUGGAAAGUGCUGUACAACAACGCAAAGGAGAGCAAGGAAACAUGGAGUGACGAAGAAUCCUGUUCAAGCUCCAAAAAGACUAGCACCAAAAGAACACACAACGAUAGCACCAUUUCAACCUCAGGACACAAAAAGAGGAAGUGGAGCGAGGAUGAGACGAAUAAUUUGAAGGCGGGGGUCAAACGGUUUGGCGAGGGCAGCUGGAGUCAGAUCAAGGCAUAUUACUCCUUCGAAGACCGAACAAAUGUCAACCUGAAGGACCGUUGGAGAACGCUGAAGAAAUCAAACUUGAUUUAGUUCAGGGAAGAAAGCCAGUUUGGUUCAAGUAGUUUGGGUAAAGUUUAAGGCACCUGAUGGACAAUAUCUUAACCGGAAUGUUAAUCUCACAAGUAUAUCUCGUUUCCAUUUCUCUCCUAAUUUCCAUCAUGUGUCAAUUUUAGUUCACAAUGACUUCUAAUUCAAUAAAUUUUUAUAGUUUAUUUUAUAACUUUAGCUGCUCUUUUGUUUAAAAAAAAAAAAUACAACAGUGGUGUCUUGUAUGCAUUUUCCAAUCAGAUUCUCAGUAGCCAUAUUUAGCAGACAAAUACCAAGAUGGAUUUAUUGACAUUUACAAAAGAAAAUCACAAAAGCCCCCCUUCAUUUGGAGGAUCUGAAUAGACAUCUUGUAGAUGGGCAGUUUAGUGGUAUCCCAAGUCAAGGCAAUAGUUUUUUUGCAUUGGAUUUAUGGAAAAGUCUGGUAUAAAGACAUUUCCGAUAAAACAAACCACGGUUCUGGGUGUGAGUUAAAGUUGUUGAGUGUGAAACGGGUUGAAGAAAGGAUCAUUUGAAAGUCCAGCUAUCGAUGCAUCUUUAUGUUAACGUGUCUUCAUUCCUAAUGAACUCUCCUACGUCGGCCUGGUGGAACACUACGAUGGACAUUGGGUCCACUUGCCGACACUCCGCGGUACACUUGGCUGCAACUCCAAAACCCUGCAAAAUGGGACACAUGACACAUGUUAAGGGACCCCCUCUGAGCAGAGGUAAAAAUCAUAUGUGCAGGAUCUGUUAUGUGAGCAAUAGACCCAUGUGCAUUUUCAGCAUGAUAGAAGUUUAACCAUAUUGGACAUUUCCCCAAGCCCC